AUGGUGCUGUGUGGACUCAGGGGACCACAUUUCUUGGGGCCCAACAUAUACACUGAGCCCCCAGACGGAGGCUGGGGAUGGGCAGUGGCCGUGGCCUUUUUUAUCGUGGAGAUCUUUACCUAUGGCACCAUCAAGAGCUUUGGCAUUUUCCUCCAAGUGCUGAUGGAGGAGUUUGAGGAGAGCAACAGCAGAGUGUCCUGGAUUGUUUCCAUCUGUGUGUUUGUCAUGACCUUUAAUGGUCCUCUUUCCUCUGUGAUGACCAACCGCUUUGGGUAUCAACUUGUUGUCAUGCUCGGAGGUUUACUAAUUUCCUCAGGAACCAUUGCUACAAGCUUUACUACCUCCGUCAAUCAAAUGUACAUCACCUAUGGUUUAGUAGCAGGUCUUGGAUACUGCCUGACCUUUUUACCCACAGUGACAAUCCUAUCACAUUAUUUUACCCGGCGCAGGUCACUGGUCACUGCCAUAGCAUCGACUGGAGAGGCCCUGUCCAUGUUUGCUCUAGCCCCUGCUUUCUCCUCUUUGAGGGACCUUAUCGGCUGGCGUCACACCAUGGCAGUGAUAGGAGCUUUGCAAGGCUCCAUCAUAAUUUGCGGUGCUCUGCUUCGGCCAAUCAUCAUCCAACCAAAGACAAGCCAGGAUUCAAAGAGUGAAAAAUAUUCAAAUCACGUGGAAGCCCAAAGGCCUCAUGAGAAGCAUGCAAUCAAAGACGACUGUAUUGUGAACAAACAAAACACUGAUCAUGAGCUCAACGGAGAUGUGGUUAGCUACUCUGAUGUCAAGGAUAAGAAGGUGAACUCUGACCAAGAAGAGAGGACUUUAUUAACAGAGAAAGUAAAUUCAGAGUUGCCGCCAGGUCUAAAUAAAGACUUGGAAGGAGAGGAAACCCGGAUGAAUGAUGUCGAGAAACAAGUGAACAAAGCCAAUGAGAGCAAAAAUGCUGAAAAACCUGCUAGGAACUUUAAACUAUUGGAUUUCUCCAUUCUUAAAGAGUGUAGCUUUAUCUUGUACUCGCUCUUUGGACUGUUUGCCACACUGGGGUUUUUCGCACCUCAACUCUACAUCAUCGAGUUGAGCGUAAGUCGAGGCGUUGAGCGGGAUCGCGCCACUUACAUGCUCUCCACCAUGGCGGUAGCUGAAAUUGUCGGUCGCUUUUUCAUCGGAUGGCUUCUGACACAGAAUCGACUCCAGCAGAGGAAACUCCUCGUCCUCUUGGCUUGUGUCAUUUCCAUGACGGUGGAUCUAGUGGGGUUCACUCUAGUCACAGAGUUUUACGGCCUUGCGGUUUGUUGCGCUGUCUACGGGUUCUUUAUGGGGACCCUCGCAUGCACGCACAUUCCCAUGCUGGCGGAAGAUGACGUGGUGGGAUUGGAGAGGAUGUCUUCUGCUGCUGGAGUCUAUGUGUUCAUACAAAGCUUUGCUGGCCUGGCUGGACCCCCACUUGGAGGUGUAUUAGUGGAUAUGACUCAGAACUACGGAUCUGCCUUCUACUCCUGUGCAGCUGGCAUGGCGGUGAGUGCUGUGUUCCUGGGCUUAGUGAGACCCGCCAAGAGAGGACUACUUUGCAGGAAGAGGAAAUUAAGACUAAAUGAAGACAUGCCUGAUGAUGCGAAAUGGGAAUCCAAGGAAAAUGCUGACUUGAACAAAGCCUAUAAAGCACCAGACAAUACUGAGGUUAGCUCAGAUGCACGUGAAGAACCAACUGAUCACAACGGUGAAUAA
Nerophis lumbriciformis (worm pipefish) is the source of this 1722-nucleotide messenger RNA. The record is from RefSeq and is a predicted model, not a curated record. NCBI's taxonomy places the organism in Eukaryota, Metazoa, Chordata, Actinopteri, Syngnathiformes, Syngnathidae.